CCGCAUAAGGCCCGCUGUGCCCGCGUUGGGGACCCGGCGCAAAGAGUGAAUUAAUAGAACGCGGUGAUACGUGUCCAUAUGUUUGGAAAUACAAUUUCUGAAAAAAUGUUGAGUGCGAUUGAAGAUUGUUUAAUAAUGUCGAUUGCGUGAAAUUGAUACCUUGCGCCUCCGUAAUCGGGCUCCUUUCUUCGACAUGCCUCGAUAUGCUAACCUCCAAAAUUGUCGACGAGAAGAGAAAAUAUCUUUACCACGUUAAAAUAUGUUUGAUUGAGAGGCAGGAGAGACACUUGGGCCGGCGAACAGGUUGUCGUGAUUUAACGGCGAGUCACCUGCGAGGGUUGUCCACCCGCGACUUCCCUCUAUGACGGUUAAAUGUUUACACGCUGCUCACGGCCCUAGCUGAAAAUCGACGUGCACGAAGAUGGGGGAGGUGAACGUGUCCUUUCAGAUCGACACCGACAACCGCGAGAAUUUCUCGUCCGUCAUCGCGUUCCACACCUUCAAAAAGCAGAGGGACGUCUUUUACGAUAUACUACGAAUUUGGGAGGAGAACCACUUGGUCCCGGGAUGGGUGUUCCAGAUCGCGCUGGGUGGCAAGAUAAGGAACAUGUUGACGCUGCACAAUGACUGCACCAAUUACUAUCACAUCGCUAAAUUGUUCAAGUCGCAGUUGCUGAUAUCGUGCAUACAGAACGGACGCCAAGACGACGUGGUGGACGACGAGAGCCUGAACUUCCUCAAGGCUUUGAAGCAUGUCAAUCCUGAAAAACUGACGCAGCUCAGCAAGAGAUUUGUGACACCCUUGCCGUCGCAGAGCCAGAGCGUCGGCCCUUCGUUUCCUGGCAUGCAGGAGUUUUUCAAAGACUUUAUAUUGCACGCGUUUAAUCCGAUGUUUUAUACGCAUUUGGAGAACUAUUUUGUACAUGAGAUUAUGGAGCUGAACGACACCCAGUUUGCCAGUAGCGAGAUAGAAGACUCUGAGACGAUGGUUGACGAUCAAACGCAGCGGAAUUUUAUCACUUGUUUGGCCAGCUUGAGACUUCUUGCAAAAGUAUUGGGACUCUUGGUGUCCUUGCCGUACAGAUCUGAAUCUAAUACUACUAAGGAGAUUAUAAUGACACAAGUGGAGAUAAGAAGCAAAGUGUUGCCAUCGCUGAACUUACAAGCGUGUCUGCAGAACGCCGUGGUAGAGAGCAAACUGUCGCUGACGAUACCCUGGGUAGUAAAAUAUCUAGCCAUGAUGGACGUCGCGUCGCUGCGGCUGCCAUAUUACAAGCAGAUCCUAGAGCUAUUGUAUUACAUUUAUCACGCUGUCAAUCAGACCGAUCUUUCCGCCCCCGAUUGCCUUAUUUCUCAACAGUCGGCUGUGCUGCUCAAGUCCAGCCUGUGCUGGCUGUUCGAGCUACCAAACUUUCCCAAAGAUUUCUACAUCGCCUGGCAAAAGACUUGCAAGAUCAAGGAACUGAAGGGUCUCAAGAGCCUCAAAUACAUGGACAAAUCCUCCGAGAAGAGGAGGAACUCGCAUUCCGCCGACUGUGCGAUUCCCGUCAAGAGCAGCCUCGACAAAUUGGAUAUAAUUACCGAUCGCACGAUGCGUAUGUGCUGCCCGCGAACGGAAUGGAGCCUUUCUGUGGUUCACGGAAACGGGACGAGUUUGAAUAUUAAUUCCAACAAACAUAUUACACCCGUUACUAGCCAAUUACGUAAAUUAGGAGGCACCACUCGCGCGAAACACUUGGAGCUGCAACUCGAAGAAGCCUUUUUCCACGGUCAACCGGCUUCUACUCGAAAGAUUGUCGAUUUCGUUUCCGAGAGAGUCGCGUCAACCUGCGUGAAACAUAUAUGCAACACGCUAUUGACUUCGUCGCGAGAGGCAAAUUUAAAUUCGUUUAGAAAGAUUUUGAAACACAAGAACGUCAAGAAGGACCCGGAUGAGCAGGGCGAACUGUCGAGGAAUUACUUCAACGAGGCCAAGGCUUUGCUCCUGAGCGAUAUAAAUACGUUGGCCAGCAACGCGUCAAGAGAAUUGAAGGAUCAGUGUGAGAAAACGAUCCCGGCGAUUUGCGAGGCGCGAGUCGCGGCGUCGAUGGAAUCCCUAUUGGCGGAGGACUCUCUAGCGCCAGUCAAGGAAAUGUGCAUCAAGAUCACGACUAGAAUGGCGAUGGAACGAAUAAAUCAGUGGAUUCAGUCGCACAUUGCCGGUGACUCCUUAUUCAUUAAGGACAUGGAACUUGAGAUUAACAGGUUCUUUCGGAACAACAGUCCCGUGCAUUCUAAGCAGGAAAAGCAUCACAAUACGGAUGCUCCGAGCCCUACUGCCAUGAUGGAGGAGCUUCGGGAAUUGAUAUGGCAUAUGUUAGAUAAAAAUGGCGCAGAUCUGACUGUAUCAUCUAUAUUAGAUAUUUUAAACAAACUGCAUCAAUCAUUCAAUCAAAGAAGUGAUUUAUUACCAGGUCCACAGAAAGUUUUGUACUUCCUCAGUUUGGACUUUGCACUGUUUUUAGUGGCGUACAGGACGGAUCUCUUUACGCGAGAAGUCCAGGACAAAUUAAUUAAGAUAUGGUCGUCGGACAACCUGAGAAAUGACGAGGACGAUUCUCCCAUGCAUAGAAUUUUAUGCUCCAGAAAUAUUAUGUUACUAAUACAACCGCAGAACGACGCAAUGUGGCCAAUUUUUGGUAAAUUUUUGAAGAAAUUGUUAGAAACAAAGAUACUGGACGGAGACAGUCUGAGCGACCAGUGCGUGGCUUUGUUUAGACAAGACUGGCCUGUGCCUUUGUUGAAACUUUUAUCCAAGUGCCUGUCCGAGGCCAUUGAGGGCUACAAAGCCAAUGACGAAGCGACAGAGAAAGUCAAGUAUCUCCUUGGCUGGAUAGCAGAAACAUAUCACGAGAUUGAAUUUUGCGACGACGGCGAUUUAUAGACUGACGCGUAAUAGGUAAUUAACAAUACUGCGAUAAUUAGAAAGUAUGACCUUGUUGACAUAAAUUUCUGUAAAUAUAAUUACCUCUUGUGCAUAUAUAUGUAUAUAUAUAUGUAUAUUGUAUAUUACAAUGCAAAGCAUUCUUGUUUUGUACCUGUACGCGUAUAAUUCACCUCGUGUAUGUAUGUUACGAGGUACGAAUAGUUUACGAGUAGGACACUAAAUUUUAACUUUUUGUAUACGAUGAUUAAAUACAUGACGAUUAUUUUAUAA
Messenger RNA from Vollenhovia emeryi, 3196 nucleotides. It is a transcript of the gene dlt, whose product is annotated as codanin-1. The coding region runs from base 422 to 2923 and encodes 833 amino acids. The record is from RefSeq and is a predicted model, not a curated record. The transcript has 9 exons. Gene Ontology annotation, cellular component: nucleus. NCBI's taxonomy places the organism in Eukaryota, Metazoa, Arthropoda, Insecta, Hymenoptera, Formicidae. Gene Ontology annotation, biological process: chromatin organization.